Messenger RNA from Amphimedon queenslandica, 435 nucleotides. RefSeq lists its product as uncharacterized. Bases 40 to 435 code for a protein of 131 amino acids. The record is from RefSeq and is a predicted model, not a curated record. The transcript has 3 exons. Lineage: Eukaryota; Metazoa; Porifera; Demospongiae; Haplosclerida; Niphatidae.
GUUACUGGUAGAUACGAUCACUCACUCACAGUGGUCACAAUGUCACCACACUGUGUGUGGCUAGUAAUUGUUGGAGGAUAUGAAGAGACUAAAUGGAAAGAUGUUGGAGGAGGAAAGAAGGUGCCAAUGGCUAAAUAUAUCACUGAUACUAAUAGACUAAUAAUGAUAAUUGAAUUAGUAUAUAGUGAAGCUGGUGAGUGGAUAGUACAGUCAGUACUGGAUGGUAAUGAUCUCACUAGUAAGAACUAUCAAGAAAAGUAUCAAUUGUACAGCAAGACCAGAACAUGGUGGAUGGAUCAGCUAAUAGAAUAUCCGACAGAGAGGGAAAUGAAGCUUCAGAGAUAUAUACAAUCUUUACAUGAAGACCUACAAGUGGCUCAUGAGAGCAAAGUAUCACUACAGGAGGCACUGGUUGAGGCCAAUAAACAAGUGUGA